UGAUGUUUUUCUAUUUUUCCAGGACCCGCCAUGGAGAAACCCUCAAAGGAUCGUCUCACUUUAUCUCCAGCUUGUAAAAUGGAAGAUGAGGACAUCACAGGAGAUUGUGGAGGAGAAAAGACAAUGAGCUCCACUAUGGAUGGAGGACUUCACAGUGUGGAUAGACCAUGGAAUCCCUCCGACUCUGAGCAACCUCGUACUGUGAGGGGUGGUGCCAGGAACCAGGGGGAGGAGACAUUUCCCUGUCCUGAAUGUGGGGAAAGUUUUAGUUCUGAAUUGGAUCUUUCUGUACAUCAAAGAUCUCACACAAGUAAGGAGAUUCAUUCCUGUUCUGAGUGCGGGAAAUAUUUUUUUCGUAAAUCAGAACUGGUCACACAUUACAAAUCUCACACAGGUGAGAAGCCGUAUUCUUGUCCUGAGUGCGGGAAAUGUUUUUCACGGAAGUACUAUCUUAAAUCACAUCAGAGGUCUCACACAGGUGAGACGCCGCAUUCCUGUUCUGCGUGUGGAAAAUGUUUUAUGCAAAAGUCAGGCCUUGUAAAACAUCAAAGAACUCACACGGGUGAGAAGGCGUAUUCCUGCCCUGAGUGCGGGAAAUGUUUUUCACAGAGUUCCCACCUUUAUACACAUCAGAAGUCUCACACGGGUGAGAAACUUCAUUCCUGUUCUGAAUGCGGCAAAUGUUUCCCCCAUAAAUCACAACUAGUCAGACAUCACAGAACCCACACGGGGGAAAAGCCGUAUCCCUGCCUUGAGUGCGGGAAAUAUUUUUCACAGAGGUUCUAUCUUAAUAUACAUCAGAGGAUUCACACGGGUGAGAAGCCGUAUUCCUGUCCUAAGUGUGGAAAAUGCUUUUUACAGAAAUCAGACCUUGAUAAACAUCAAAAGUUUCAUACGGGGGAGAAGGCAUACUCCUGUGCUGAGUGCGGGAAGUGUUUUUUACAGAAAUCAUACCUUAAUAAACAUCGAAAAUUUCACACAGGUGAGAGGGCGUAUUCCUGCUCUGAGUGUGGGAAGUGUUUUUCACAGAGUUCCCAACUUAAAACGCAUCAGAGAUCUCACACAGGUGAGAAGCUUCUUUCCUGUUCUGAGUGCGGGAAAAGUUUUUUUCAUCAAUCAGAGCUGGUCAGACAUUACAGAUCUCACACGGGGGAGAAGCCGUAUUCAUGCCCCGAAUGCGGGAAAUGUUUUUCACUCAAGUCCAAUCUUAAAACACAUCAGAGGUCUCACGUAGAUAAGAAGACGUAGGUAAGAAGACGCAUUCCUGUUCUUAGUGUGGAAAAUGCUUUAAACAAAAUCCAGUCUUACUUUAUAUCAGAUAUGCCUUGCACGGGUGAAGCUAUUUUCCUAACGGGUUCCAUGGUGGCAGCAUACGUUUCGGUAGCCCCCCCCUCGCUCCUACUCCAUAGGACCCCAUACAUUUUCAGGCAGAGCCAGAGGCCCCAUUCCUUAUUUGUCCUUCUCACUUAUAGAAUAAUUUCGUAUGAAGUUUCCUACCUUUUGGAAAAUGUGGUGGCCGGGGUCUGAUGUGGAUAUUGGGAGCACCUCGUGGUGUGCAGAAGUUUCCGAGAUGGCACCAGUAGUCAGAGUCCCCAGCUAGCAGGGGGUGAAUGGCACACAUGUGCAGAAGAUUGACACCUGUAAUAAUGGAAGUUCUGCCAAGCAGUUGCACCAGGUCGGGUGACCUCUGAAGUGUGGCCAGCAUGAUGGUGUGCUCUGCUGUUCCUACCUCUGGGAUCGUCUGGCUGCCUUAUAGUUAGUAUCUAUCCAUAAGGUUUCUGUUGGCUAAGUGCUAUGUUGAAACAAGGAAGGAAGGGCGACCCCUAGAAGUCGCUCAUCUAUGGUGUCCUACUGCAAUGAAUGGAGUGGCAACCUCAGCCUGGACUCCGACCAGACCAUGCCCCAAUGCGUUUUUACUCACCUGAUGGUCAUAUCCUGUUCGUCAUUCAGCCAUGUUGGCUAUUUAAACUGUCUGGAUUAGAUCUCCUGUGCAUUCGCCUUGGUCAACAUAUCUAGAGACUCUCUGCUGUGUUCCUGUUGAAGACUUGCCUGGCUGACGUCAUGGGGCUGUCAGGGCUGGGCUUGGUCCUCCCUUCUCUGAUCUCAGGCUUCUCAGCUGUCGGUUAAUUGCCAGCACUCAUCAUUCCACAGUGACUCACCUGAUGAUCCUAUCCUGUUCGUCAGUCAGCCUUGUUGGCUAUUUAAUCUGCCUGGAUCAGAUCUCCUGUGCCUUCGCCAUGGUCAACAUAUCUAGAGACUCUCUGCUGUGUUCCUGUUAAAGACUUGCCUGGCUGACGUGCCUUCUGGUUCCUGAUCCAGUCUGC
Rana temporaria (common frog) is the source of this 2324-nucleotide messenger RNA. RefSeq names its product oocyte zinc finger protein XlCOF6.1-like. Bases 31 to 1248 code for a protein of 405 amino acids. NCBI's taxonomy places the organism in Eukaryota, Metazoa, Chordata, Amphibia, Anura, Ranidae. Gene Ontology annotation, biological process: regulation of transcription by RNA polymerase II. The transcript has a single exon. The record is from RefSeq and is a predicted model, not a curated record. Gene Ontology annotation, molecular function: RNA polymerase II cis-regulatory region sequence-specific DNA binding; DNA-binding transcription factor activity.